Penicillium roqueforti is the source of this 216-nucleotide messenger RNA. RefSeq lists its product as uncharacterized. NCBI's taxonomy places the organism in Eukaryota, Fungi, Ascomycota, Eurotiomycetes, Eurotiales, Aspergillaceae. Bases 1 to 216 code for a protein of 71 amino acids. The record is from RefSeq and is a predicted model, not a curated record. The transcript has 2 exons.
AUGAGUCGGGCCGUUUCGCUCGACACCCUCGCUUAUAUCUCUGCCGCAGAACUUCAUGCCGCCAUUUCCAGCUUUGAAAUCAAAGAUGUCGAGAAGGCGUUGAAACUUCGUCUAGACCAAAGAGACAAAGAAACAAAGAGCUUGAGCAGGUUACUCCUAUUUCUCCCACAGCUCCUAGUGGAGUAUCUGAAGCUGAUUGAUGAAGCAUUGAAUUGA